Haliotis rubra (blacklip abalone) is the source of this 9607-nucleotide messenger RNA. RefSeq lists its product as uncharacterized. Lineage: Eukaryota; Metazoa; Mollusca; Gastropoda; Lepetellida; Haliotidae. Gene Ontology annotation, biological process: signal transduction. Gene Ontology annotation, molecular function: protein binding. The record is from RefSeq and is a predicted model, not a curated record.
GGAAGUAAAGCUUUGAUGGCGAUUUCGUUAGGGAAAGUCUAGUUUCUGUCAACGGAAAGAGGAUAUCUGCAAACUUGACGUUGAGAGACUCCACACAAUGGUGGCCGCGGAUGGACUACUUUCUACGUAGAUGCUACUGUGAUUAGCUGGUACGGAUGAGGAAUCACUUCCCACGAUCAACUAAAAAUACAUCCUCAUGCCCUGGUCCAAGUCAAUACUGAGAUGUGAUGUCGUUGUCACAAUGUAAUACUACAUCGGCAACAACUGUAACGACCCACGACAGCACUGAUGGAGGCUUCGCAGUUUGAUGCCUUGGAUUGGGCUGGCCCCAGAACUGUCCUGGUACCAAGAACAGAUCAGGGAUUUGGAUUUACUCUGAGGCAUUUUAUUGUAUACCCACCGGAACUAACAGAUGACAGUUCACAGGGAGAGGACUUGGAACACAAUGGCAGUGAAAAGAGAAGUAAACGGAGCAAGUUGGCCAGCUUGGAGCCGAUGGACACCAUCUUUGUCAAGAAUGUGAAAGAAGAAAGCCCCGCACAUGUCGCUGGUCUUAAGACAGGAGACCGUAUUGUGUCCGUCAACGGAGAAUCUGUCACCGGAAAGUCCUACUCCCAAGUCAUCUCUCUCAUACAGUCCAGCGAUGCAGCUUUGAAACUUCUAGUUGUGCCCAAAGAUGAAGACAUUCUACAAUUGGCUUACCACCCGCAGGCUCAGGAUUCCAUCAGUGGAAGUAACGGCUCCUUAGACUCCGACCGCCAAGCUACUGCCCCUAUCCGAAGAGCCCAUUCUGCUUAUGCUUCUAACGAAAAUGUAUUGUUACCUGAAUCGCGCCAAGAAUCCCGACUGUCCUUCACAGUCAAGGACCACCGAAACAAGGACUACUACACAGAUCGGUCACGAGAGUUCGGUCCUUACCCCUUGAAAACUUCUGAGUCCUUCGGUUCAGCUUUGUCGUCUUACAAGGAACCCUUGAGGAGUGAUAACAGCUACAAUAGGGAAGCGUUUUUCCGGGAUUCUGAUUUUGAUUAUCGGAAUCCACAUGGUUUUGACGGAGUCAGCAUGAGCUCAAGUGUGUCGUGUUCAAUUCCACAGAAGAAAUAUUCCUUUGGACUCUACUUCCCUCCCCAAACAGGAGAUAACAAAUCGAACAGCAUGGAUGGUUUAAACAAGGGGAGUAAUCGAUAUUCUAAGGAAAAUAUUCGGGACACUAGUUCCGAGUUGCGUCCACGUAGGUUAGGAUAUGAACACAGACAGCCAUCGUUUGAUAACACAUCAGACAAUUCACAGUCCAAGGAAUCACUUUUACGUUCACAAGAAAGAUUAGGAAUAGACUCAAAACCACCUCCAUAUUCACCAAGUGGUUCGAAAGUUUUAAAAUCGGGAGAUUCCACGUCCAUUAUCAUAUCACGCUCCCACACAACAUCAUCAUUAUCAUCACCUGCAUCCAACAUGACGUCACAGUCGCCGUACCGCAGCCAACUUUCCAGUCGACGUGGAAGUGAUGUUGACUAUAAAACAGAUGUUCGGGGAGUCCGACAUUAUGUUCCAGUUGUGUCGGCUAAUCCGCUUGAGAAAGGCACGAAAUCUUCCAGUGUUGAUAACAUCGAUUCAAGGUUAAGUCGGUUCCAGACACAGCGCUCAUGGCAUACCGACAGCAACCGAUACCAUGAUCAAACCAAUCCGGAAAGUCCAAUGAGGACGUUUGUGGUUCGGAUUCCAGUUGGGGAGAGAUCAUUGGGGGGUGAUGGAACUGACGGUGGGGGGAAGGGAUCGGGGACAACAUUCGCCUUGACACGAUCCCCUGUAACAACGCAAAUAGAAAUUAAGAAGACUCCAAGACAGAUUGUCUCCCAUAGGAAACAACUCUUUGAGUUAGGUAAGAACGAAAACCACAGUCCAGGUGUCAAGUUCGAUAGGUGUAAAACUGAACUUGAAAAAAUGACAACUUUCAAAAAGUUCGAAAGUGUUGCAAAUCGCGCUGCAGUUUUUGAACAAAAACAAGAAUCCCCUGAACCUGAGGUUCCAAGCAACUCUGCUCCGGUUCAGCCUGCUAUCAAAGUCCGGAAAAUUUCAACGGAACGUUACAUCCCACCCAAAUUGUCUAACGAUACCCGACCGUCCUGCCACAUUGGCGAGCUAUCAGGAAGCGCGCCAGCACCAAUACGGAUAUAUGUAUCUCCUGGCAGUUCUAGUGCUCCAGUGUCUCCCAUUGUGGAGAUUGUGCCUGUGUUCCAGGAGGGUCAACCGGCACCCAAGAUGACCACAAGCUUGACCCAUGACCCCAAGACUAGACAGUCUUUCAACCAUGAGGAAAGUACAGAGGAAGAGCUGUACCCCCAGGCUCGUAUUGUGCAGGAGAACAUCCAUGGAAGUCGUCCUGUACGGAAAACAUCGUAUCUCUCGGCUGUGAACGCCCCACGCAGUCGAUAUUCCCAUGAUGCAUCAGAUGAUGACGAAGAUGAUGUUGAUGGCGACGACACGCUGGACAAUCUGGAAAGUCCCUCGAGUAUCCCCGAGCCCCUGGGUUCGACCACUAGCCUAGGUUCCAGUGCAGGCAGCGUCAGUUUAUUCUCCUCGUAUAGCAAUGUCCCUUCAGUCAUGUCCUCCAGUGAUGGUGGGGUCAUGCUGUCUCGGAUGGAUGCCGUCUCAACAUCCGGCUCAACAUUCCUCGGAAGCUCCAUGGAUACAGUCAUCUCUGAGCCAGGAGUACAGAUGAGGUCCAAGACCAUAGCAUCUCCAGAGGAGGAGGCGGUUAAGCUCCAUAGGCGGACAUCUUACCUAAUGGCAACUGGAGAUCGCUCCAACCAGAAGCCCUAUGAACAGUCCUUCUCUCCACCAGCCUCUAUUCCCGAGGGACAGCUGGCUACUCCCCCACACAAACCUAGCUUGAACAAGAUCAAACACUUCUUUGGUGAAAAGACUCCAUGUAUCAUCGAGGCAAUGGAGCCGAAGAUAGAGAUGCCAGAAUCUCCGCUCGCAGACAUCGUGAAAGAGGGAUGGCUGACUUGUAAAACCACCAUCACUGAUGGAAAGAAAUCGAGCGACCGAUCAUGGAAGGAAGUCUGGGUCGUGCUGCGAGGUCAUUGUUUGUUCUUGUUCAAAGAAAGAAAAGAGACCCAGAGUACAUUCAACUUUGACGAUGAGAAGCCAAUUUCCAUCAAGUCCAGUUUGGUGGACAUUAAACACGAGUAUGCCAAACGGAAGAAGCACGUGUUUCAGCUCGUCACGUACAAUGGAUCCGAGUACCUCUUCCAGGCCGAUGACAAGGGUACCAUGUUGCUAUGGAUACAAGCAAUCAAAACCAACAACAACCCAGAUUGCGAUGUAAGAAAGAGACGUGAUGAAGGAAUUGGUAACGCCGACCUGAUCCGCCGCAAAUCUUCCCAGGCGGAACUGACGGUCAAGACGUCCCCCACCGCAGCGCACAAGCCCAGCAAGAAACAUAGUGCUCUGUCCCUCAAGAAAGCCGCUUCUCCCAGUGUCAAACGGAAGAAGACAGGAAGUGAGAAAGACACCAAGUCGAGAGGGUGGAAGGAACGCAUCAUGCCAAGCUUCAAGAAACACCACGAGAACAACAGUUCCACCGCCCUGUCUGAGAUGGAUGAGGAAUGUAUGAAAACAGCAGCCUUUGGAGUGUCCCUCGACCAGUGUAUGCCAUCGCCGCACAUCGAGUAUGUACCCCUGAUUGUGGAGUUAUGUACCCGUAUCGUGGAGGCUCGAGGUCUGGAGGUUGUCGGCGUGUACCGGGUGCCAGGCAACUCAGUUGCUGUACAGAACAUGCAAGAGGAGCUCAACAAGGGAAUUGAAAAUGUGAAUAUUGACAACGAGAAAUGGUUGGAUGUGAAUGUGAUCAGCUCGCUACUGAAAGCAUUCUUCAGAAAGCUGCCUGAACCCCUCGUCACGAACAAAUGUUAUGGGAGUUUCAUCGAGGCUAAUCGUAUUUCGGACCCGGAGAAGCGGAUGCUAAAACUGAAGAGGCGACUCCACACUCUUCCCGAGCAUCAUUUCGAGACAUUCAAGAGGAUGGCAGAGCAUCUGAACCGGGUCGCAGCCUUUGGACACAUCAACAAGAUGAAUGCCAAAAACCUUGCCACAAUGUUUGGUCCCACCUUGAUUCGUAAAUCUGAGGAUGACACCAUCUCCAUGGUGACAGACAUGUCUGAUCAGUGUCACAUCGUUGAGAGCAUCAUCAUUCAUUUUGACUGGUUCUUCAGUUCCUGGGAGGAUGAUCACACUGUCCCUUCUGAGGAGGUCUGCGAAACCCCGGUCACCUCCGACAUCCGAGUCAUGCGGGACGAUGAUGAGGACCUUGAUUCUGUGAUCAACACCCGUGAGAUCGUCUCCUCUAUCAUCAGUGCUGCACACAAGAAACUCCACAGCAAACAAAACCAGAAGAGCAUGGACUCACUCGACUUUGACGAGUCCUUCAAUGAACGUGAUAUCGACCUUGAAAUUAGUCGGAAGGCAAGUAGUGCCACCAAGAUGAGCAAGUCACAAUCCACGAUCAGCUCCGUUCCAUCGUCUCGCAGUAUUUCUGAGGAAUUCCUUGAUCGCAAACUCUCCUCCUCGACUAUGAAGUCACUUCCGCAAUCAACAGUUGAUGAGACAGAUUCGCUGGAUUUUGACUGCAUGGACAGCAAGUCUGAGUUUAAACCACAAUCAAAGUCUUUCAAUGUGAGCACAUUUUCCCGGCAUUAUUCUGAUGAAUCCUUGCUUGAUAGGAAUGAUGAACUGGAGAUGUCGCAUGGUAUGAGCAGUACAUGGAGUUUGAGUCGAGAUACACUUGACCGAUUGAAGCGUAUCGAGUACGAGGCUCGUGCACUUCGUGAACGCGAAGAACAGCGUCAGAGAGACAUGGAAAAAUGUCGUCGUGAGCAACAGCGGAUUGAACAGGAGUAUCAGACGAAGAAAGAGAUGGAGAUGGAAGAGACUCAUAGUGUCGAAGAUUUGUUGAACUGGAGACCAGACUAUUCACAUAGACUCCAGGAUACAUCUGAGUAUACAGGGAGUGAUAACCGCGGAUCAGUCGGGGCAAGUCACAGACAUUAUCCUUCCACGGACUCAUCUCAGUCCGGGGGUCAUUCUGACGGGAAGGUCCAGUUAAGGAGACCAGACUCACAACACGACAGGGGUCAUGGCGGGAAGUAUUUUGUCAGUAUCGGGAACACUCGGGGAAGGUCAAGGGAAAGGAGUGGUGGUCGGGUAACCCAGGGCAGUCUGGACUCCCUGGCUCCCCGCUUCUCCCGAGCUGGUUCCUUGGAGAAUAUAUUAGACAGUCACGGACACAUCCAUCCACCACAGUCUCAUGUCCGUGGGCCGAGCUAUCGGCAGAGGGAUGGACGAAGAGAUUCUAGGCAUGAUGGUGAGAAGAAGAGACCACAUGGGACCUGAGUCCGAGGAGGGUCUGUACGACAUGGGUCACUCGACUCGUUGAUUGAUUUGUAUGAUAAACAGGACAAUCGUGGUUCGUGGGCAUCGUCUGAUUCGGAAGAUGGAUCGGAUCUACUCACAAGUCUGACUACGACCUUUGAUCAGAAGUUGCAAAUUCUUUUGAAUCCUAAGUAUAAACUAAGUGGAAACAGGAGGGCAGGACACAGGGUUGAGGACGUGAGUUGUGCUAGUAAUGUGGAGGAGGCUGUAGAGGACAAGGACAAUGAUGUGGAGAAGACUGUGGAGGUUGUCCCCCACAAGAACACUCCAGUGGUCCUCCCACAACACGGGGUGCCCGGAAUUGGGGAUUUUUCUCGGGACAGACCUUUCCGGGACCCAAGUCUCCACAGGUCCUCAAAAUCUGAAACUAAAAUUGGUAUUGCAUCUCGCUUUGAGCGAGGGAGUCAAGUCACACCGCCUCAAUCCACCGCAACAGUUCUUCCAGUAACUGGGAGUCCACAGUCGUUGCAGAACCGCAAGUCUACUCAGGAACUAAAAGCCUUUCCAUUUAAGUUCACAGGUAAGCCUGUGAAUGAAACGGGUGCUACAGUGACGGUGACAUCUCCACCGACGUUGACCCAACCAAAGAAACUGGAAACGAAACCUGUGAGUAAAUCUGAUUUUAGACCCAUCUCUAAGUCAGAAAAGACUGAAGUUAAUUCCACACUGGCCAAGUUGAGCCGGGAAGAGAAAUAUUUCAGUAGCAGAGAUGCUGUUAAGUCAGCUGUGUUUUCUAAACCUGCUUGCAGAUCCGAGUCCCCAGUAGGUGACAAGAAGCGCACAAAACGGUCAAAGCGACGUCACACUGUGGGAGGCACUAAUGACUUGGAGCAUUUCAAGGCUUUGAUUUCUGUGACAAGUGGAAAAGAGGCUGAAACGGAACCUAAAGUAUCAGCUUGGGAACAGUUGCAGCCAGUUGUCAAGGAAACAGCAGUGCCAGAGAACAGGUCUUUGUUGUCAUGGAUACAGUCUGAAAGACUUCGUGGAAGUACACCAGAUUUGACAUCAGAGUCCAAACAUUAGAUGUUACCAUGGUUGCAGAAUGUGAGAAAGUUGUUACCGAAACAGUGUGCAAGUUGCAAUUUUGUUUGUGCAUUUAGUACGAGAACUGAAUUAGUUGAAAAUGGGACUGCAAUGUUGAUGGGUUCCUGUUGUUGUUGACAAACUGUAAAAACGUGGAGUGCUUAUUGAAGUUGAUUGGAAACUGCCAUUUGUGUACAUUUUCAUCUGUGGUGAAUGCUUCUAAAACUUUUGCAAGGUUUACCAUGAAUAUUGUUGUGGUGGUCAAGUUGUUGAGGUUAAUAUUUUUUCGAAUGUACAAAAUGAUACUAGAAUAUGAUCCCAUCAUUUUUAAUACAAUACACAGGCUCAAUCAUUUGUUACAUAUUUUGCAUUAAAAAAUAAGGAAAUUUAAUUCUUAAAUCUAUUUUACAAUUAACACUACCAACUGUGUCAUUCAGACCAAUCCAAAUAUUCAUAUACCUUAUUAUUCACAAGUUUCAUUCCGAAAUAUGUGAAGGUUGAUAUUUAAUUAGAAAUAUCACUUAAUUUGCUUACUGUAUUACAUUUAAUAAGUGCUAAUGUGUCUUUAAUUAUUAUCCUUAUCUUGAAAAUCCUUGAAAGUGAUUUUUCAUUGUCCAAUUAAUUAUGUUUUUUUCCCGAUACUUUGUAUUAUUUUAUGUAUUUGUAUUUUGUUUUCAUUUUAUUCACCCAACAUGAAAAGGAACUUUUGAUGCAAUAUUAGGUUCUAGACUGACAAAAUUGGUAUUUUGCAAUAUCGACGAUGGACUGUUUUUCUUGUGCGUGAAAGUUUGGACUUGUAUAGAAUUUUAGUGAUACAUUAUUGAUUUUAUGAGCAGGUCUCAGUUAACUUUUAAUCCUUUUUUAUAUUUUGCAAACUCUUUUUGGACAAUUUACCUAUUAUUGAAAAUUAAAUUAAUAAGACAGUUGAAAAUAUAACAUUUUUAAAAUGAAAAAUAUAGUGCUGUUUUUUCACAUUCAAUAUUUGACUUCACUGUUAUAUAUAACAUGUGGUAUGUUCUUUGAAAAGGGUUAGGUAGAAAUAGAUAAAUAUUACCAGUUAAAUUGUUAAGAACUUUAUACUCAUUAGAUUAAAAAAUAGGUGAAAAGUGUCUGGAAAAUAUAGUAUUGAAGUUCAUAUGUUAUAUCAAGUUGAUACUGAUAAGUUUACUAGGAGGGAAAGUUAUGUACUGUGUUGCCAUAUUGGUGAUAUUAUUGAGAACUGCUUUCGUUAUCAUGUUAUUCACAAGAGCUUUACUGUAGAAUUUGGCUGAAAAUGAUUAGAAUCAUGUAUAGGUCUGUUUGAAGAUUAUCCGGAAAGAUUAUUUUUUCUUGUUUUACAGAUGAGAGUGCAUUUUUGCAAACAACAUCCAAAAAUGAAUUAUGUAUUUAAAUUACCUACAUGUUAAAUAUACUUUUUGUUAAAUUUAAAAUCAUGAGUUCAUUUUAGAUAUGUUAAAAUCAACAUUAGAUUUCUUAUUGUUCCUGGUUAUUUCAAACGCAUUUACCAAGAAAAUCCAUAAUAAAAAAAUAUAAUUGACCUGGCAUUUCUGGGUAUGUUCAUUUUUGAGGUGUGUGAAAAUGUAUCUUGCUUGUGACACUUCGUCAUUAAUGAGCCCUCAUAACUGAUAACACUUAUCACCAAAUUCAACAGAUACAUUAAGGUUUACAGUCACUGAAGUAGAAAAUAUUUUACUGUCCUUCAAGUAAUUGCUGUAUAAUUCUGUUUAGCAGUUUCAGCCUCUAAAAGUUUUUGGGGCGGUGGGGUAGCCUAGUGGUUAAAGCAUUCGCUCGUCAUGCCGAGGACCUGGGUUCGAUUCCCCACAUGGGUACAAUGUGUGAAGCCCAUUUCUGGUGUUCCCUGCCGUGAUAUUGCUGGAAUAUUGCUAAAAUCGGCGUAAAAACAUACUCACUCACUCACUCUAAAAGUUUGUUCUUUAGGCAAAACUCAUAGACAAACAUCAGAUUUUAUUUUGUGAUAGAGAAACUAAAUAUGGUAAGCAGAUUUUUGACACAUUUUUUUCUUUUUUUGUGUGUGUUUUAAAACUUUGUUUUUAUAUCUUUGUUCUGUUUCUUUGAUAUGCAUGGUUUUCCUUCUCAAUAACAAACAACAAAUUACUUUGACAUCUCUCAGAAUACUGCAAUAAAUGGACAUAUUAAGCAUUUUUGAAGGUUAGUAUUGUUAACAGUUUGAUUAAGACCUGAUAAUGGACACAAGUACGAUAAUCAAAUAAACUAAAAAUAAAUAUGUGAUAAUUCUUAAGUGUAUAUGUAUCUUCUUGCCUUUUAAUGUCUGUGUCUUCCUGUUUUUAUCAAUUGCUCUCUGAAAACUCUACCCUCUUGUUCAGUAUUAUGUAAUUAUUUUCAGAAUAUUUCAUUAACUUUCCUCAUGCUGAUGUGUAGAUUCCUGCUCAUAUUGAAAUGGUAACUUAACGUUCUACAUUGUAACACUAUGCAGUAUUCUGGUUUAUCAGACAAGUACAGUAAAGGAGAAUCAGCAGCUUUCAUGCCUCAGUCUUUGUCAUUUUCACUCAUCUCAGUGGACACUUUCUCAUUUCCCAUGUUACUGAUAAUAUAGAAAGUACCUGUUUAUAUAUUAGUAUGUGAAGGGUUUCUUGGAAAAGUGUUUGUAUGUCCUGUAGGAAAAGAGAAUGUAAUGCUGAAAAAAUUAACCAGGUUCCAUUACUGAGAACUUGAUUUUACAUGCCAAGGGUAAAUCCUAAAAUAUUUGCUUGACCAAAUCAUAUUAAAUCUUGAGUUGGUUAACUUCAGUUAGCUUCCUUCAUUUGAAUGAAUCAGUGACCAGUGCAAGGAGCGACAGUCACACCAGUGCAAGGAGUGACAGUCACACCACUGCAAGGAUUGACACAUUAAGGUUAUAUUUUGUAGGGCUGUAAUGAUGAGUUUACAUGGAAAAAGGGAUAAGGCAGGGGUGACAUCUUGGCCCUAUUGAUUUGACUGAAUGUUACAAAGACAGGGGCAUUACAAUCUUCAGUGAACCUGUUCCAUUCUGUGUGUAUAUUUUUGCAACAUACAUGUAAAUAUAAGGACAGUGGAUGUGUUGAUGAAGAAAACCUACUGUAUAAUGAUGCUUUAAUCUUGUUAGCAACUGCGGAACGCUCAUAAAACGCCUGUAAUAAAUAACAUGUAAAUA